AUGCAUAUUUUACUUACCAACGAUGAUGGGCCACCAGAUGACAACACAAGCCCUUACAUUAAGUAUUUUCUAGAUGAGGUACAAAGAUCAACGGACUGGAAAGUGACGAUUGUAAUCCCCAACCAGCAGAGAUCGUGGAUUGGAAAAGCACAUUUUGCUGGUCGCGUGCUUGAAGUUUCUUACAUCUAUACUUUACCUAGUACGGAGAGCCACAAUGAGGGAAUCAACUCCUUUGAAGGCCCUUUUGCUGAGAGACAUCAAUCUUUACGCCAAACACACCAAGAGUGGCAUCUCGUGAACAGCACUCCAGCUGCCUGUGCCGAUUUAGGGUUACAUCACUUAACAUCACAUGAUGAGCCUAUAGAUCUCGUCAUCAGUGGACCGAACUAUGGCAAGAAUUCAGGGAAUCUCUAUAUUCUUGGAAGCGGAACUGUUGGUGCCGCCAUGGAGGCAGUCACACAUGGUGCGAAGGCGAUUGCCCUCUCUUACGAAUUUCGAAGUCAAGCAAAGGAUCACAAUCAGUUGAAAGAAGCUGCAAAGCUUUCCCUUAAGAUUGCGAGGAAGCUACAUGAAAACCUCACCAAAAACUUCGAAGUAGAUCUCUACAGCGUCAAUAUUCCAUUGGUCCCAUCUCUUGACACCAAUAACACCAGUGUGAUGUAUGCGCCAAUUCAAAACAAUUCUUGGAAACUGAUUUAUGCACUGCUUGGUAAUGGAAGAUUUGGCUGGGCACCGGAUUUCAAGCAGGUUUACAAGGAUGGUCUAGUAGAUGCGAAGCAUUCGGACAACAGAGUUUUACUCAAUGACAAUGUCAGCGCGUACCUGAUUGAAGUUGAUUAUGCAGAAUUUUUGGAUGACGCCUUGGAUGAGGCGUUUGAAUUAAGACAAGAAUUGGAGACGUCGAAAAAAACAUGGAUUCUCAAACCCAGUAUGGCAGACAAAGGCCAAGGGAUUCGUUUGUUCAGAAACACAGAAGAGCUCCAAGCAAUUUUCGAAUCAUUUGAGGAAGAUGUACACGAAUCAGAUGACGAAGGUGAACAAGAAGGUAUUAUGGUUUCUCAACUUCGCCAUUUCGUGGUUCAAAAAUAUCAGGAGAAUCCACUUCUUCUUAAAUUCUAUAAUAAUCGCAAGUUUCAUUUGAGGGUUUACGCUGUUGCUGUUGGUGAUAUAAGUGUUUUCGUUUAUGAAGAAAUGCUUACCCUCUUUGCAGAACUGACCUACAUGGGCGUAUCAGAUCUCGAAGACUUGACCUCACACUUGACUAAUACCUGUCUCCAAGAAGGAAAAGAUCCAUUGGUGAUUCCUUUUUGGCAAUUAGCUGGAUUAGAUUCAAGUAAAAAAAAUCAAAUUUUCGAUCAGGUCAAAUGCAUAACCGGCGAGCUCUUUAAGGCUGCAACGAGUGUCGACAAGAUUAACUUUCAGCCAUUGGAAAAUGCUCUAGAAUUCUACGGACUUGACUUUUUGGUGGACGAGGACCAUUCCGUCAAGCUUUUGGAGGUAAAUGCUUAUCCUGAUUUCAAGCAAACAGGUUAUGAGUUGAAAGGUAUAAUUGAAAAGCUCAUGACUUCCAUGGCUCAUUUAUCUGCAAAACAGUUUUUUGCGGAACCACUCCAAGAUGAGCUGAAUGUGUUGCACUUGGUUUUUAGAAACGAUUUUCACCCUCCAAAACAUGCUAAAUAG
This is a messenger RNA of Candidozyma duobushaemuli, 1680 nucleotides long. RefSeq names its product putative tubulin tyrosine ligase. Bases 1 to 1680 code for a protein of 559 amino acids. The record is from RefSeq and is a predicted model, not a curated record. The transcript has 2 exons. Gene Ontology annotation, molecular function: hydrolase activity. Gene Ontology annotation, cellular component: P-body. Lineage: Eukaryota; Fungi; Ascomycota; Pichiomycetes; Serinales; Metschnikowiaceae. Gene Ontology annotation, biological process: protein modification process.